Molecule: messenger RNA, 1761 nt
Organism: Prorocentrum cordatum
Lineage: Eukaryota; Dinophyceae; Prorocentrales; Prorocentraceae
Source: the annotation of a GenBank genome assembly
AUGGCGGGCCCGCGCUACAGCCCCGUGGCGGCCGCAGGCGGCUGUCGCUGGCCGGCGGCCUGGCUGCCUGCCCGCCGAGCGGCGGCGGUCGCGCUGGGGGUCCUGCUGUUGGCGGGGUGCCUCGCCGCCGCCCUGACGGGCCCCGCCGCCGCUGCAGCCCGGCGCCGUCGCAGAGGGCGCGCGCCCGCCGGCGGCGAAGAGGUCAGCCUGCAGGAGAAGUUCGGCCUGGACGAGGUGAUGAGCACGCUGGAUCAUGUUGUGAACGGCUGGAACCAGAGCCAGCAGGUUCAGGAGAGCUGGUCCGAGCCCGCUGGCUGGCUGCAGAACGCGUCGGACGCGACCCUGAAGCAGGUCCAGGAGAGGUGGCCCGAGUACGUGGACUGGCUGCAGAGCUCGGCGAACGAGACGCAGAGGCAGGCGGGAGGGCUGCUGGCCAGCGUGAACCUGACGGGCAUCACGCAGGGCCAGGCGGCGGAGCUGCUGGAGAGCAUGAACCAGUCGGCGCGCGGCGUGGGGGCUCAGGCGACCAGGUUCCUGGAUAGGAUGAACCAGUCGGCUCAGGCAGUGGCGCAAAACGGCGGCCCAGAAGGUAUGAUGGCUGGCGGUAUGAUCGACGCCCAGAACAUCGGCAAGAUGCUGUCCAGCACCGACUGGGACGACGUGAACUCUUGGGAGGACAUCAAAAAGGAGUUCGGCAAAGUGCAGGGCAAUCGGCCCGGUCUGUACGCUCAGUACGCGCAGGCCGAGAGCGCCGCCGUCGCUGGCGACAUCGAGGUGGACUUCGUCUGGACCCAGGUUCCGCAUGCUGCCGUCGGCCAGGGCGUUGGUGUUUUCGCGUCCUUGCAGUUCGGCCUAGAGGCAGGUGGUGGCGGCUAUUUCGGCAUGCAGGUGGUGAGCGCUGGCGCCAUGGACGUGCUCGGUGUACAAUCAGCUCCAGCAGAAACGCACGCUGCCAUUUUCUCUUGCUGGGAUCUGGACCCAGAGCACAAAGUCGAGGCCCUCGGCCCGAAUUGCCAACGAUUCGAUGGGGAGGGCACAGGCGGCCACUGCAAGAUCCCCUUCUCCAUCGACGCAAACGGCAAGUACACAGUUCGAUUGCAUGUGGAGGGACACAACGCGUCGCAUGGAGCGCUCAAGGGCGAGGUGGUGAACCCGAGCACGGGCCAGACGAUCGAGCUGGGGAGCCUGCUGCUGCCGAACGCAGACGGCGUUCCGGAGGGGUGGGGGAAGAUCAAGACCCAGUCUGGAGCCUUCCUGGAGUUCUUCAAGGGGACCGGCUGCGACGACCAGCCGGUCGCCAGCGUCGGACUCGUGGGCCCCUACUUCGAGCAGCGCUCUCUGUCCCCGCCGAGCGCCAAGGCCCAGUACGCCCCUGGCUGCCCCUGGAGCGACGUGAGCGGCUGCGUCCCGGGCGAGGGCUGCGCCUCGCCCCACGUCCAGCUCACCGGCGGGGGUGCCACGCAGCGGACCACGGCCGACGGCGAGGACCUGUGGACGGGGAGCCCCGCGCAGGGCGCGCCCGAGGCCGGCUGCGUUGACAAGGACGCCGAUAUUGUGCAGGCCGCCCUGGCCAUCGGGAAGACCAUCAGCGGGUGCGCGGAGGCCGCCUCGUACUGCACAGGCCCUCUGUACGGCGCGAUCGUGACGAAGUUGUGUUGCGCCACCUGCGCUGGGUCCGGAGGCGGCGGGGCCCUGCCGACCGCGCUGCCGGGGCUGCAGCUGGCCGGAGCGCUGCCGUUCGGGGGCCCGGAGGCCCAGUAG